AUGGGUCUCCCUGAACGCAGGUCGGCCACUGUGGCCGCUCCACCUCGCAGCGGUGGCGCGCCAGCCAUAAACCCCAACCUCAUUCUUGCUUUGAGGUUUCUCUUGACCUCCCUCGUGUGCGGUCUUGCUCUGGCGACGGCCAUCAUGGCCAUCCUGGUCGUACAGUACUACAACAUGAACGACCCCAUCAUCAGACCGUCGUGGGGAUCGCUCAUCUUCCUGAUUGUCCUCGGCUUCUUCACUUGCAUCAUCUACUUUGGAUACAACAUCCUGCUCCCCAUCGCACCCUUCAUCAACUACGGCGACUUCCUCUACUCUUUGUUCCAGGUCAAGCUCGAGCUUUUGCUUCAGUUCACUUUCUGCGUUCUGUGGGUGUCGGGCGCGAUCGCAUACGCUGCCGACCUCCGCGGUUACGAAAACUGCCAGUUCGACGGUUAUCUGCAUUACCCCAAGCCAGCCGACUUCGAGCACGUUUGCGACCUCACGAACUGGACCGUUCCCUUGGCCUACGCCACUUUCGGCGUGCAGACCUUGCUCUUCGUCGUCGAAGCUCUGUUCGGCCUCUACACCUUCCUCUACCUCGACCAAGAGAGUCUCAACGAGCCGCACUUCGCUUGGGGUCGUCGUGCUUACGACUACAGAACUGGGGCGGCAUCCAGCGGAGCAGCCAGUCGUGGCAAUGCUUACAGAGCUAGAGCAGUGCCCGCCGAUGCCGAGACUGAUGGCCGUCAAUCAUCUUCGGAGGGACACCGAUCCGGUCGCCGUGGCGCCGCGUACAACGACCCAGAGAGGGGAUCGGAGGAGAUGGCGGAAGACAGAUCGGAAGCCAGGCCAGCUUCUUUGGGUGCUCGCGGUCGUCGCGGC
Ceraceosorus guamensis is the source of this 864-nucleotide messenger RNA. RefSeq lists its product as hypothetical. The record is from RefSeq and is a predicted model, not a curated record. The annotation marks the transcript as partial. NCBI's taxonomy places the organism in Eukaryota, Fungi, Basidiomycota, Exobasidiomycetes, Ceraceosorales, Ceraceosoraceae. The transcript has a single exon.